This is a messenger RNA of Paramecium pentaurelia, 270 nucleotides long. The record is from the annotation of a GenBank genome assembly. Lineage: Eukaryota; Ciliophora; Oligohymenophorea; Peniculida; Parameciidae.
AUGCAGUAGUUUCAUUAAAAUUCAUUAUCUCCCUUAAUAAUAAUUGGUGAUGUUGAUAAUCUAGAAGAAGACCUUAAAUCUAAACAUACUCCUGAAAAAUCUCCAUCAUACUUAGAUUUCAACAAUUAAAAAUAAGAAAAUACUGAGAAAAAAGAAAAUAAUUUAAUGAUUAAGAAAUUUAGCUAACAUGCUUCUGAUUUUACCGAUUUACUAUACUUAUGGAAUGAUUACCUUAGGAAUAAGUUUGAAAAAAACAACAGACUUCAAUGA